Molecule: messenger RNA, 5171 nt
Organism: Trichomycterus rosablanca
Lineage: Eukaryota; Metazoa; Chordata; Actinopteri; Siluriformes; Trichomycteridae
Product: glycoprotein-N-acetylgalactosamine 3-beta-galactosyltransferase 1-B-like
Exons: 4
Coding region: 373-1518 (381 amino acids)
Cellular component (GO): membrane
Molecular function (GO): N-acetylgalactosaminide beta-1,3-galactosyltransferase activity
Source: RefSeq, a predicted model, not a curated record
UGUUAUUCCGCUCACGCUUAAGUUUCUUUGUUUCAUAUUAACUCUGUAACACUGUAGGAUGAGGGAACACUAUUAACGACACUUUAGUGAUGACACUUAUACACGCUUAGAGCCUGAGCUAACCGUUUGUAAUUAGCGUGGUAAAGCUGCGGCUAACAGAAACUGAAUCGGACGCUUAUUCUGCUGUUGACAGUAAUUUAGUGAGAGAUGUUGGGCUGCAUUUCGUCCAAACGGUCUCAUUUACCUGUCUGCUGAUGUCUAACUGUAGCUACUGGGAGCUGGACAUGGACCUCUCACUGCUGUAUGUAUUGUCAGUGCUCUAGCAUUGCUUACACAUCCAAAGCUUGGUGCUGAGAGAAAGGGGUGGUGAAAAUGAUCCUCAAAAAAGCUCUCAAUGUUAGGUCCUCUUUCAUUGUGGGCUUUUUGGUGGGCACAUUCACCUUGUACGUGAUCCUUCAACAGACAUGGUUCACACAGAGCCUUCACGACCAUCAGCAUGAGGGUCUGGGCCAAAGUGCUGAGGACGUCAAUCUGCUUAUAGAGGCAAAGAACUGGAGAAAAGAGAAGUUUGCUCUGUUUAACCUGAAUCAUCCACACCAUAUAGGAGAGGACAGCACUAUUGCUGAUGACCUUUACAAGCGUGUGCGCAUUCUUUGUUGGGUAAUGACUAGCCCUAAGAACCUGGAGACAAAAGCCCGACACGUGAAGGCCACGUGGAGCCGCCACUGUAACAUCGUCAUAUUUAUGAGCUCUGUUGACGACCCAGACUUCCCCACCGUGGGCCUCAACACCAAAGAGGGCCGAGACCAGCUAUACUGGAAGACUAUCAACGCUUUUCAUUAUGUGCUGGAGAAGCACGAAAACGAUGCUGACUGGUUCUUCAAGGCUGACGAUGACACAUAUGUGGUGGUAGACAACCUGCGCUGGAUCCUGGCCAAUCACACGCCGGACGAACCCAUAUACUUCGGGCGGCGCUUCAAGCCGUACACCAAGCAGGGCUACAUGAGCGGUGGGGCCGGGUACGUCUUGAGCCGAGAGGCCCUGAAGAGGUUCGUGGAAGGCUUUCGCACCAAAGUGUGCACACAUACGUCCUCGGUGGAGGACCUUGCUUUAGGCCAGUGCAUGGAAAAGAUGGGAGUAAUAGCCGGGGAUUCUCGAGACACGCUACACAGAGAGACCUUCCAUCCAUUCGUACCACAGCAACACCUCACUGCCAAAUUCUCCAAGACUUUCUGGUACUGGAACUACAACUACUACCCCAUUGUAGAGGGACCUCAGUGUUGCUCGGAUUUGGUCGUGUCCUUCCAUUAUGUGAACCCUCAACUGAUGUACCUGUUGGAGUACUACACUUACCACUUACGUGCCUUUGGCUACAGUUACCGCUACCAAGCCCCUGCACCAACCAAGCGUCCAUCUCACCAUGAAGAGGUGAAGCUUUUAAACGACAGUCACAAACAGGAUGCAGACAAACAUGAAGUGGAAAACAAAGCUCCGCCUCCUGAAGGGGAGAAGCUCUGAGCAUUUUAUAAAUGCCCAAAAUAACUGCUAAUCUUGUGACUUUUUUAUACAAUGGGACUCGUUUUGAAAUGGGUGAGCAUGAUGAAUGUUGUGCUAACAGUCUGCUUAUGAAUCAGGUAGCAGAGGUGUGGGAGUGUGUGCAUGUAUAAUAUAUGGCCAAAAGUGUGUGGAUUUUGCUCGGGUUUGUUGGACAUAGCAAUUCAAAACCAUAGGAAUUAAUAAAAAUAUGCUGUCACAAUGUUGUAAGCAUAUAAUAAUGUUAUAUAAAGAAUCCAUCAUGUCUAAGGUUUCACUAGUGAUUUGCUAAUAAUUCCUGAAGGCUUUGUUAUAAUGCAUAAAGGCCUGUCAUAAUUAUUAAAUAAUCAUCUAAAUAUCAUUUUAAAGCUGGUCUAGUUUGUCAUAGGAAUUAAUCAAAAAUGACACAUUAAUUAAAAUAAACUUAACAAAAUGGCAUUGUCAUAUUUCAAUCAUUCCCAGUCAAAGGCUUUGAGCUACACUGUGUGCGGAUGUAAUAAAGAUGCAAAAAGUCAAUUUAAUUGCUUAAGUCAAUUAUUACUUGCAUCUAUGUGUAUGACAAUAGUCACUUAAAAUUUCACAACCAUGGCAGGCCAAUACAUAAUUAAAUAAAGAUUUUAAACAGUACAAAUACUCGCCGAUUCAGGUGGCGCAGUGGUAAAAACACAUGCUGGAACCAGAGCUGGGAUCUCGAAUACGUCGUAUCGAAUCUCAGCUUUGCCUGCCGGCUAAGGCUGAGCAGCCACAUGAACAACGAUUGGCCUGUUGUUCAGAUAUGGGCAGGACUAAGCCAGAUGCGGUCUCUCUCCCAACCUCUGCUGGCUAAUCUCUAAAUUCUAAUCUCAUAUGAACUAAGAACGACUGCAGGUCUUUAUUCUAAUUGGACUGGAACUUCACUUGACCAAUAUUUACUGAUUGGAACAGUAGGAAUCAGGUGUAGUUUGUUGUUUUAAAAACCUGCCAGUGUGGCUCACUGACCUUUUGUGAAGAAGGCUAAACACUCAAGUUAAGGCUUUAAACGUCAGCAGGAUUUUGUAGUCAAUACAGAGCUUAACAGGCAGCCAAUGUAAUGUGAUCUUUCACGCCGGGGUUUGCUGCACAGAUGGGUCAGCCUUCUCCAGUGGCAUCUGUCACAAGAUCUGUAUGAUCUUUUGUUUUUCUUGUAGGAAUGUGUGCUGAUCAUUCUCACGUAGCUAGAGCUUAUUGGAGAUAACAAAGUAGCCAGCCAGCAGCCUGUCUAAUCUAAAUUUUUCAAAGCAUGUACCUAUGUCUCCCAUCUACCAUAUCGCCCAGUCUUAGGUUGUAACUCAUAUAAAAGUUUGCUCUUUCUAACGAAUGUCCACAAUGCCACUGGAAUUUCUAACAUGUAAAUGAAACUGUGAAUUUGGCACCCAUGAUCAACAGAAAUGUUUUAUGUUGCUUAAUGAAUGGUGGCAACAAGCCAAUGUUAUUACAACAGGUCAAGAUUGUUAGGAUCGUUCACAUAUAGUACACGUCCCCUAAAAGCAGCAUGUUGACUCAUGAAAUUUGUUGUCAUAGGACAGAACCUUAGAAGGUGUGCAGUGAAAUUGUUUGGUGAAACUGGGCUAGGAACAGAUCCUGUAAAACUAGCCCUUCCAGUUGGUUCCCGUGCAUGAUAAAAGCCUGGUGAACUAACUUGCUUUACAAUAGGAACGACUUUCUUAACAGUAUUUCCAAACUAACAGUAAGUUUUCUGCUUAGUCAUACUGAGUUUGUGAUUUCUAAUAUUAUUACAGACAAACAAAUGUAGUUACUAUUCAGUCACUGGUCUCUUUUUCAGACUAUAAAGUUAGCUGGUGUUCUAAAGUUUAAAGGUUAAUGUAUUAUUAUUGUUGAAGCAAGUAAUAGUCAAUGGUCAGGACCACCACAGAGCAGGUAUUAUUUAGGUGGUGGAUCAUUCUCAGCGCUGCUGGAGUUUUUAAAUAACGUGUCCACUCACUGUUCACUCUAUUAGACACUCCUGCCUGGUUGGUCCACCUUGUAGAUGUAAAGUCAGAGACGAUCACUCAUCUAUUGCUGCUGUUUGAGUUAGUCAUCUUCUAGACCUUCAUCAGUGCUCACAGGAUGCUGCCCACGGGGCGCUGUUGGCUGGAUAUUUUUGGUUGGUGGACUAUUCUCAGUCCAGCAGUGACAGUGAGGUGUUUAAAAACGAUAUAAGCGCAGCACAACACACACUAACACACCACCACCAUGUCAGUGUCACUGCAGUGCUGAGAAUGACCCACCACCCAAAUAGUACCUUCUCUGUAGUGGUCCUGUGGGGGGUCCUGCCCAUUGAAGAACAGCAUGAAAGGGGGCUAACAAAGCAUGCAGAGAAACAGAUGGACUACAGUCAGUAAUUGUAGAACUACAAAGUGCUCCUAUAUGGUAAGUGGAGCUGAUAAAAUGGACAGUGAGUGUAGAAACAAGAAGGUGGUUUUAAUGUUAUGGCUGAUCCAUGUAAAUAUAUAUAUAUAGUUUUCUAUCUGAAACCACUAAAAUCGUAUAACCACAGAAGGAUGCAGUUUUACAAUCAAAGAUAUAUUGAGUAGAAAUGACCCGAUCUCUGUUUUUAAUUAUUAACCUAACGUCAUCAUUUGGAAUUUAAUUUAUUGUGUAAUGGAGUGAAAUAAUUUACAUGCCAGGACAUACACAGCUUCGUUUUUGCAUUUCCUUGUGCAUAGGAAAAUAGACUGUGGAUAAUCUUUUAAGAUAAUAUAGUGGAAUAAGCCAAGAAUAAGACAGUGGAUUCAUUUGGAAUAUAGAUACCGAUCCAGCAUUUUGGGCCAGUUUUUGCUGUGACAGCCGUACUUCUAUAGUAUCAAAACAGCCCUAGUAUUGAGACCAUAUACUGUAGUAGUUAUAAUAAAGCUGUCAUUUACUCAAAAUAUACCUUAAAGUUGAAGUGAUUAUUUUGUUUGUUUGUUUGUUUUCAAUAUGUACCAAGUCUCUUUUACCGUGUCAUUGCAAUGAUUAUAUUUUUACUAGUGAGAUUUUGAUUCACUGAAAGUGAUUUUGUUUUUUUGUUUUUAGGUUAUUAGUGAGAUUUUGAUUUACUAAAAGUGAUUUGUUUGUUGUUUAGGUUUAUAAAUAAUGUUUUUUGUACUUAACCAUAGUAAAAGUAUUGCAUGAGGAUAAUUGCUGUCAGUGACAGAAACAGUUUCAGGAAGUAAGUUUGUAUUUUACGGGGUACAUUUUCAUACUGACCACAUGUGGAAUGUGACUGUAUUUCAUGUACUGAUAAGCCCUAUCACAUUGGUAGUGUUUAAGCAUUGUAAUAUCAAGAAAUUGAUCUGGUUUUUUGAAGGUGUAACCGGGGCAUUAAAGCUCUUUUCUGGGUGGAAUCUGGGGGAGUAUUGUUCUUUGAUUGAGAACAAUGAAUCAAUGUGUUGGGUGAAUUCCAGAGUAAAGAAAGGCAGUACCUGCAAUGGCAGGGCUGCUUUUCACAUUUUUAAUCACUAUUUUGCUUUGUAAUCCAAAGGGUUGUGACUGGUGUGUGUAUGAAGGGAAUUCUGUACAGUAACGUCACAGCAUUGUUUAUUUAUAGAACGUCUGAUGUGAACAAUUCAGAGAACAUAUAUACAAAAUAAUUAGGACUCAUGAACAAAAUAUUUAAUAAAGAUGUAUUUUACUGUAAA